UUCCUGCCUUCAGCCUCACAUCCUCACAGGACUACACUCAGAGCUGAUCAAAGCGCAAGGAGCCAUGGAAGCCUACUCUACCAACAGUGGAUUAACGCCUGUUUUAUCUGGAGCCAGUUCUACGCAGCAAUCCAAUAUGUGGAGACCGUGGAGUGGGAAUCAGGGCGAAACUGCUCCAUGCGUGACUACCUCUACGCAUGGAAACGUCUCUACUGCAAACAUCACCAAACCUCCUCAGGUCGUACAUCCCGUGAAGUUGUUCUGGCCGAAAUCCAGAUGUUUCGAUUAUCUGUACCAGGAUGCAAAAAUGCUGCUCCGCAACUAUCCGGUCCAAGCGACCAUCUGCCCCUGUCGAGACUCCAGCAGCGACGAAGAAAGCGACGAAGAAGAAGAAGAGGCGGAAAAGGAGCUGAACUAAAUGCCACCCUCUGAAGCCUUUGAAGACAAUUUGCUGAAUAGUGUGCUAAUAUAUACAUUUCUCUUAAUUUAUUCCUGUAAAUAUAUGUAAAUAGAUCCUUUUCUAUUUCUGCAUCAAACGAGAAUGUAAAUGCUUAAGUUAUUCCUUUAACAUUUCUACCUCUUGUAUUCGGUUAAGCAUUGAAAUAAAAUGCAUUAAAUUAA
This is a messenger RNA of Acanthochromis polyacanthus (spiny chromis), 621 nucleotides long. RefSeq names its product ripply transcriptional repressor 2 (gene ripply2). Lineage: Eukaryota; Metazoa; Chordata; Actinopteri; Pomacentridae. Gene Ontology annotation, cellular component: nucleus. The transcript has 3 exons. The record is from RefSeq and is a predicted model, not a curated record. Gene Ontology annotation, biological process: negative regulation of transcription by RNA polymerase II; embryonic pattern specification. Bases 65 to 418 code for a protein of 117 amino acids.